AUGGGUAAUAUAGAGAGUGUUGACGGCCAGUCGGAUAUGAAGCAUCACAUCAUGCCCCUGAAGGUGCCCAUGCCUGACCCCACCGAGCUGGAGGAGAAAUUUGCCAUUGUUUUGAACUCCAUGAAUCUGCCCCCAGACAAAGCCCGGCUCCUCAGGCAGUAUGACAAUGAGAAAAAGUGGGACCUGAUCUGCGACCAGGAAAGGUUUCAGGUGAAGAAUCCGCCUCACACCUACAUCCAGAAGCUCAGAGGAUACUUAGACCCUGGAGUCACGCGGAAGAAGUUUCGCAGACGCGUGCAGGAAUCUACGAAAGUCUUGAGGGAGCUGGAGAUAUCACUGCGGACAAACCACAUCGGGUGGGUCAGGGAGUUCCUUAAUGACGAAAACAGAGGUCUUGAUGUCCUGGUGGAGUACCUCUCCUUUGCCCAGUGCGCUGUCAUGUUGGAUUUUGAGGGGCUGGAAAAUGGGGAGGAUGGCUUCUUGGACAAGGCUAAAUCAUGGAGUAGGUCCAUAGAGGAUCUGCACCAUUCCAGCGCCCAGCCAUUCUGCAACACACUGGUGCGCUCUGCCCGCCAGUCUGUCCUGCGCUAUGGCUCUGGUUCAAACAGCAAAACCAUCAAGAACUCCCGUCUCGUGAGUCAAAAAGAUGAUGUGCACGUGUGCAUCAUGUGCUUGAGAGCAAUCAUGAACUACCAGUAUGGCUUCAAUAUGGUCAUGUCUCAUGCACAUGCUGUCAAUGAAAUUGCUCUCAGCUUGAACAACAAGAACUCACGAACAAAAGCGCUGGUCCUCGAGCUACUUGCUGCUGUCUGUCUUGUCCGAGGAGGUCAUGAGAUCAUCCUCUCAGCGUUUGACAACUUCAAAGAGGUCUGUAAAGAGAAGCAUCGCUUUGAGAGACUAAUGGAUUACUUCCGCAGCGAGGAGGGAAACAUUGAUUUCAUGGUCGCUUGCAUGCAGUUCAUCAACAUUGUGGUCCACUCAGUUGAAGACAUGAACUUCAGAGUCCACCUUCAAUAUGAAUUCACCAAACUGGGGUUGGAUGACUAUCUUGAGAAAUCUAAGCACACAGAGAGUGACAAGCUGUCAGUGCAGAUCCAGGCCUACCUAGACAACGUGUUCGAUGUUGGUGGCCUCCUUGAAGAUGCAGAGACAAAGAAUGCAGCCCUGGAGAAGGUGGAGGAGCUGGAGGAGCACCUGUCCCAUGUAACGGAAAAGCUGCUGGAAGUUGAGAAUGAAACAAUGAUGAAAGUAGCUGACCUGGAGAAGGUGCUUCUUCAGAAAGACAAGGACCUCCAAGCAAUACGGGAGACGUACGAUUCGACCAACACCCAGGUCACCACCCUGAGGAGGAUGAUAAAGGAGAAGGACGCAGCCUUUCAGAGGCACUUCAACAUCGAGAAGCGGCUGCUGGAGCUGGAGAAACAGGGCACCCUCCGUUUGCACAAGAAACCCGAUGGGGACAUCGCCAUCGAGCCGCUGGGGGCCGGGGGUGUGCCCGGAGGGGUCGGGAUCCCUUUCGGGGACUUUGGGCCGCUGUCUCUGGGGUCAGCAGCUGGGCUGACAGAACUAGGAGGACCAGACACGAGUUUACCACCAGCCAGUGAAGCUCCCCCCCCUCCUCCGCCGCCUCCACCACCUCCCCCUCCCCUUCCGUCAGCCACAGCUGCACCAGUCCCACCACCUCCUCCUCCUCUUGCUCCUCCUCUGCCAGAUGCUUCACCCUCUGUCAUCCUGAGUGUGGGUCUCUCAGCUAUCAGAAUCAAAAAGCCUAUCAAGACCAAGUUCCGCUUGCCUGUGUUUAACUGGACAGCCUUAAAGCCAAAUCAGAUCAAUGGCACAGUCUUCAAUGAGAUCGAUGAUGAACGUGUACUUGAGGUGCUGGAUCUGGAGAGGUUUGAGGAGUUGUUUAAGACCAGGGCCCAGGGCCCAGUUGUCGAUCUUUCCUGCACAAAGAACAAAGUAGCCCAGAAAGCCGUCAACAAAGUCACGCUUCUGGAUGCCAACCGCUCCAAAAACCUGGCUAUUACCCUGCGAAAGGCAAAUAAGACCACAGAGGAGAUCUGCAAAGCAAUAGAGAAGUUUGACCUCCAGGCGCUGCCUGUGGAUUUUGUGGAGUGUCUGAUGCGUUUUCUGCCCACUGAUGCCGAAGUCAAGGUGCUUCGCCAGUACGAGCGCGAACGCCGUCCACUUGAUCAGCUGGCAGAGGAAGAUCGCUUCAUGCUAUUUUUCAGCAAGAUCGAGAGGCUCACCCAAAGAAUGAACAUCAUCACCUUUGUCGGGAACUUUGGAGACAACAUCAGCAUGCUGACUCCACAGCUCAACGCCGUCAUCGCUGCGUCCGGCUCAGUGAAAUCCUCACCAAAGCUAAAGAGAAUGCUCGAGAUCAUCUUAGCCUUGGGAAAUUACAUGAACAGCAGCAAACGGGGCUGUGUUUAUGGCUUCAAAUUACAAAGUCUUGAUCUGCUUCUAGAUACCAAAUCCACAGACAGAAAAAUGACAUUGCUCCACUACAUUGCUCUCAUUGUGAAAGAGAAGUACCCCGAGUUGGCCAACUUCUACAAUGAGUUGCAUUUUGUGGAUAAAGCUGCUGCAGUAUCUCUGGAAAAUGUGCUGCUCGACGUACGGGAGCUGGGCAAAGGCAUGGACCUGAUCAGGAGAGAGUGCAGUCUCCAUGAUCAUUCGGUGCUGAAGGGCUUCAUCCAGUCCAGUGACACGCAGCUGGACAAGCUGCAGAAGGAUGCCAAGGCAGCAGAGGAAGCCUUCAACAGCGUGGUGAACUACUUCGGAGAGAGUGCCAAGACGACUCCGCCCUCUGUGUUCUUCCCCGUGUUUGUACGCUUUAUCAGGGCCUACAAGGACGCAGUGGAAGAAAAUGAACUGAGGAAAAAGCAAGAGGAAGCAAUGAGAGAGAAGUUACUGGCUCAGGAGGCUAAGCAGCAUGACCCCAAGGUCCAGGCCCAGAAGAAAAGGCACCAGCAGCAGGAGCUGAUCGCAGAGCUGCGCAGGAGGCAAGCCAAAGACCACCGGCCCGUGUACGAGGGCAAAGACGGCACUAUCGAAGACAUCAUCACAGUCCUGAAGAGCGUGCCCUUCACAGCCCGCACUGCUAAACGCGGCUCACGGUUCUUCUGUGAAGCCAACCUCUGCGACGACGCCAACUGCUAGCCCUCCCCCCCUCUAAUGCCAAGAUCUCCGAAACCAGCCCUUCCUGCGAGCUGACGCCUUGAUCCGGAGCGGUUGGAAGAGACCCUAAACCACUUAUCUGUCACUUAUAUUCCCCUCUUCCUUGUAACCCUUCCUCCUGUGGUUCAUUUCAACCCCUGAGGCUGCAGAUCACAAAUACACACACACACAUACACACAAAAGACUCCAAUGGAGAAACAGGACAGAGGCCUUGUCUUGACUUGGUAAUUUAUUUAUUUAUGGAGGCCCUUUACAGCCACUUUUAAGCCAGCGUGCAUCACUUUGGAAGCUCAGGUGGGCAACUCCUUUGACUUUCUCUUGCUUUGCCGGCACCGAGAGCCAAACUAGUUGGAAGACGACUGCAGUACAGAUGAGGCCAAUCAAGGACUUGCCGGGGAAGAAGUUGCGUUUUCACCAACAAGUGCCCGACAGUGCGUGGAUCUUCUCGCCGACUUUUCUCAGAGGCUGCUAAUUUUCCCAAGACGAUGCAGUCGUGGCAGGACUCAGACUGGGAGGCAGCCAAGUUCCCAUCGCUGCUGCUGGCACGUGUGCCUGGAAAACACUGUGUGUUUGGACCGUCCUCCAAACAGCAGGGAAGCUUUGGAUGGUAUAAUCAGACACUUCUGGACUAAAAAGUGUCACACCAAGUCUUCACAGCACGUUCAGUCAAGACUUAACAUCGACAAUGCUUGUUUAGAUUGUACCCUGAAGGAAGCGCCGUCACUUUAAGUGCUUCUUUUGGACGAGCUAGCCAAACCAAAAUGAUCUCAAAUGUCUCGUGUUUAAUGAGUGCCUUUUGUGUAAACAGUGUUAUUUCUGAUGAUCUUGCCAUAAUUUCUUAAAUUUACAUCUUUCAUUUGUUAAAUUGUAUUCUUUACCACCUUGUGCUAUAACCUUAUAAUUCUGACCAUGUGCAAGUAGAAACUUACUCUUUUACAAACGUUUGGACACUUUAAAGGUUAUCGGUUUACCUCUCUGUUUCAGAUCAAAGCAGAUGACAUGAGAUGUCAUCUCAUCUCCAUUCUAUGUCCAGUGAGUGGUUCAAGACAGAAUGCUUGAGCGUGGGCCUAGAAACACUUCCGGUUUCACCUUAAGUGGCAUGUGGAAGUGAAAUGUAAAUGUGUAAGACUUAAUAAGGGCUCCCGUUGAGAGGUUCCCACGAUGUUUGCGUUACCUGCUCUAAAGCUGUAAUAGAUGAAGGAUGUUUCAAACAUCUUUUUUAUUUUUAUUUUAACCCUGUACAAGUGCUUCCUCCUAGCAGCUCUUGACCUACAUUAGCACAAAGUGAGAGAUGUACCCUUACACUACUUAAUUUGGUGCAAGAUUGUAUUAUACACUAUUCUGUAAGUGGAUAUUUUUAUUAAUGUACAUUUGAAUCAAGAACUCUAGAAUAAGCCCGCUUUGUGACAGAUGACACUUCGUGUUCAAUAAAUAAAAAAGUAAAUUAAAAUGAUAUUACAGUUCAAGGAAAUUAACGCAAAAGGAUGGGGGUCCUUUCAUGAAGCAACGUCAAAGAAGCAAUGCAUUGACUUUGGGUGUUUUAUUUCUUCAUUCUUCAAAAGGUAACUAAGGCAGGUCUCUGGCGCACUCCAAUGAGAAAUAAGGGGCAAUAUUUCUUCUCCAUCUCGCCAAAUGACAGACACGGCCACUUUACAUUUCUACUAUAAAAAUCCAUUUAAUUUUAUAUAUAAAAAAGAAAUGGAAUCAUAACAAAACAAUCAGAACCACAAAUAUGUGGGUUUUUGCCACCGAAUGAAAUCCUCCAACUGAAACAUGAUUGUUCUGAUUCACAUGGACACUUGAAAAUUAAACAGAGCAGAAUGUUUGAAAAUAAAAACAAGAAGUUAUUAAGUGAGGCCACAGUAUCCUCUUGGUCGGUGGGGUGUGAGAGGCACCAUACAGCGUGAUGUGGCAGGUAUGGCUGAUGAGCUCAGUUAAAAGCAGUGUGCCCAGCAGUGACUGACAGCAAGCAACAAAGUCGCAACUAAAGACGUGCCUGACAGGUGGUUAGCAGCAAAGCGAAGAAUUUGAAAAUCAAAAAUAAAACAAAACAAAAAAACAUUAAACAUUUCUCAAUAGGAAGUUGGUCAGUCUCCUUCCUAGGAAUGCACAUGAGAAAGAGCUUUAAUCUAAAUUAUAGGAAGGUAGCAGAUAAAAGAAAAAGAAAAAAAAAAGUUUAAUCUCCCACAGAACUUCGUACCAUCAGUCUCCCUGCCCUUUCCUGAAAGUAUGUUUACAAUCAAAAGACGAGGAACAAAAGCCGAGUGCAGUUAUUCUCUGCUAAUUGUUGGUCAAAAAUGGGUUUUCGAUGAAUUAACAGAAGCUCGUCUUCACUCCCAAAAAGAAUGUGCUAAAGCAGUUUCUUCAGCUCCUGUCCAGAGUGUCCUGCAGUAAGCUAAACCAAGGCCACGGAUAUCCAUCCCAGACUUUUCAUCCUGGAAUGUGGACUUAAUUACAAUCAUCUUCAUCCACUCACACACUGCUAUUUAGUCAUUCAUUGCUGACACAAAGUAUUUCAAUUAAACACGGACUUUAAAAAAGGGUUAAAAAGUACAGACUGCUAUUUGAUACUGUUGUUUGUAUUCCUGGGUACAUUUUCAAGACACUUUGUUAAUAGGUUCUUAUAUGGAAAUAUAUUUAUAUAUAUAU
Molecule: messenger RNA, 5832 nt
Organism: Menidia menidia (Atlantic silverside)
Lineage: Eukaryota; Metazoa; Chordata; Actinopteri; Atheriniformes; Atherinopsidae
Source: the annotation of a GenBank genome assembly